CUUGUUUCUGCAAAAUACUCUGUUUCUUUAUAUGGACCGGAGUAACGAAACGUUAAAGAUUGCAAUCCAAGAAACGGUUGGCACUUGAAGACCUUGCGGCAGCGAAAUGGGGGAAUCAGUGGAGACUAGCAAGAGAGAUAUGGUGAUGGAUGAGAAGAUCUAUAUAGCGGUGACAGGGAGAGAUCUGGAGAGCAAAUCUAGUCUCGUUUGGGCGAUACAGAACAGUGGAGGCAAAGAGUUUUGCAUCGUCUAUGUUCAUCAACCGAUCCAGAAACUGCGGAAAGAGAAGGAGAGAGCACACAAGAGUUUGGACAAGUACCUUAAUAUAUGCAGGCAAAUGCAGGCCAGUGCAGAGAAGAUAUGCAUUGAAAUGGAUUCAGUAGAGGAAGGUAUCCUCCAAUUGAUUUCUAACCGCGGAGUCAAGAAACUUGUCAUGGGAGCAGCAGCUGAUAGACACUAUUCAAUGAGAAUGAGAGACUUGCAAUCCAAGAAAGCUAUUUACAUUCACAGAAAAGCCCCUGCUACUUGUCAUAUAUGGUUUACAUGCAAGGGAUACUUGAUAUGUUCAAGGGAAGGUAGGAGAAGAGAUAAUUUAUAUCUAGAAUGUGCAUCAUCAAAUUCUUCGAGCCAAUCCGAGAUAACUAAUGGAACUGAAAGUGUUCCAAGCUCGAGUAUGGUCAAAGUUGAUGGUGAACUGAUUCAAGUAGAUGAUGCAAUCAACAGGGUACAUGCUAAACAGUCAGAAAAUGUGUAUAUCAAUGAAUUGACACAUCGGAAAGAAACAGAGAAGUCACUAAGCAAAAAUAAAGAACUUGAGAAGAUGAUAAGAAAGCUUCAAUACAAAUACAGCUUAUCAGUGGAAGCAUUGAGAAGACUUAGGCAAGAACGUGAAGAGUUGAAGAUAGAGCUUAGAGAAGCAUCAAAGCUGAAGAGUAACCGCAAGAACCAUGGACCACCUCAGUACUUCCUAUGCCCCAUUACACAAGAUGUGAUGGAGGAUCCACAUGUAGCAGCAGAUGGUUUUACAUAUGAAGGAGAAGCCAUAAGUAGUUGGUUUGAGAGAGGACAUGAGACUUCUCCAAUGACAAACAAGAGACUUCCUCACACGUGCUUAGUUCCAAAUCUUGCUCUUCGAUCUGCAAUUCAAGAAUGGCUUCAAGCAUCAAAGCUCAUGAAAGAUUAGCAUCUCCAGUGACCAACAUUAAGUCCUUAGUGGCUAAUCUAAUCAAGGAUGCUCACUCAUCUCUAAUGGCAAACAUUUUGUUUUAGUUCAGUCAUUUUCCUAACACUAGCUAGCUGGUGUUGGUUGGUAUGAGUUCAAGUCUUUUGUAAUAUUCUUUAUUAUUAAUGAUAUUGUUUUUGUAAAUCAUUAUUUUUUCAGCACUACAAUAAAUUUGAUUUAAACGUAAAACAUUUUAA
Eruca vesicaria subsp. sativa (arugula) is the source of this 1419-nucleotide messenger RNA. The record is from the annotation of a GenBank genome assembly. NCBI's taxonomy places the organism in Eukaryota, Viridiplantae, Streptophyta, Magnoliopsida, Brassicales, Brassicaceae.